UCUUUAAAGCAAUACCAACCCUUGCCUCGCCGGUUGUUCGUGCCCGCGGCCUCCCAGGGGAACACACCCACCUAGCAACCGCGAGCGGAGCUGAAGCCUGGCUGGCUCUGCGCCUUUAAUUCCCGGCCUGCGGGCCGGGGAGGUGGUUGCGGUGGAGAAUUUCCGCUCCCUGGCUCCCCCCGCGGCGCAGGAGGCAGCUGUCACCUGUAAGGCGAGCACCGGGCGCGGGGGCAUGGCGCCCGGCGCCCAUUGGACCGCAGAUAAAGGCGGACACCUACCCCGCAAGCAGAGGUUGCGGCGCGGCGGCCGAGGCGGAGGCGGAGGCGGAGGCGGAGGCGGCGGGGGACGCGCGGCCCCUCCAGCGCUCUUGUGGCCGAGACGCUGCGACCCCGCGCGGGUGUGACCCGGACCCGGCUCCCCAGCCACGCCCGCCCGUCCCGGGUGAACACGCUCAGGUGAACGCGGCUCCCGGAACCCGGCUGCCGGCGCGGCCUUGGGGACCGCGACGGGGUCGAGGGGGGCGGGGGCGCCAUGGCGUUGGCGGCGGCCGCAGCCGCAGCCGCUGCGGCCGCAGGGGUCAGCCAGGCGGCGGUGCUCGGCUUCCUGCAGGAGCGCGGCGGGAAGGUGCGUAACUCCGAGCUGCUGAGCCGCUUCAAGCCGCUGCUGGACGCGGGCGACCCGCGCGGACGCGCUGCCCGCAGGGACCGCUUCAAGCAGUUCGUCAACGACGUGGCGGUGGUCAAGGAGCUGGACGGCGUCAAGUUCGUGGUGCUGAGGAAGAAGCCGCGGCCCCGCGGGGAAGCAGCCCCUCCGUCGGAAGUCGCUUCUGCCUGGCUGCCAGCAGAGGCCGCCGACUCCGGGGCUCCAUGCGCCACCUCAGCGCAGCGCGGGUCCGGGGAGCCCCCCGAGGACCCCGAGGACGCGCCAUCGGAAGUCCUGAGUGCCGCCGAGGCUCCUGACUCUGAGCCCGCUCGGCCCACGGGGGAGCUGUCGGGGGCGCCGUCGGGGGCGCCCUCUGACCCCCCGAGUCCAGCCGCUGAGCGCGCCCGGCCCGCCGGGAGCUACUCUGCAGACGCGGCCACGCCGUCCCCCGCAGUGUCCCUGGCGACCCUGCCCGACGUGGCCCCGCCAGCCCCGGCGCCUGCAGCGGGAUCGACGGCAGAGCCAUCGCCCGCCCCUCCGCGCGCGCCCCCGCAGAAGCCCUGCAUGCUGCCCGUGCGCUGCGUGGCGGCCCCCGCGGCGCUCCGGGUGCGCGCCGAGGAGCAGGGCCUGCGCCGACAGCUGUCUGAGGAGCCGAACCCGCUGAGCUCCCCGCUGCUGCUUCGGAGGCUGUCGGUGGAGGAGGCCGGCCUGGGCCUGAGUGUGGGCCCCGGCCGCUCCCCGCACCUGAGGCGCCUGUCGCGCGCCGGCCCGCGUCUGCUGAGCCCCCAGGCCGACGAGGUCCCCGCCGCGCCGCCGCCGCCGCCGCCGCCGGCCGCUGUGCCCCUGGAGCCGGCCGAGCACGAGUGGCUGGUCCGCGUGGCCGGCGGCCGCUGGACUCACCAGCUGCACGGGCUGCUGCUGCGCGACCGCGGCCUGGCGGCCAAGCGCGAUUUCAUCUCGGGCUUCACCGCCUUGCACUGGGCCGCCAAGAGCGGCGACCGCGAGAUGGCGCUGCAGCUGGUGGAGGUGGCGCGGCGUGGGGGCGCGCCCGUCGACGUGAAUGCGCGCUCGCACGGGGGCUACACGCCGCUGCACCUGGCGGCCCUGCACGGCCACGAGGACGCGGCGGUGCUGCUGGUCGUGCGUCUGGGCGCGCAGGUGCACGUGCGCGACCACAGCGGGCGGCGCGCCUACCAGUACCUGCGGCCGGGCGCCUCGUAUGCGCUGCGCCACCUGCUCGGCGACCCCAGCCUGCGAGGCGACGCGGAGCUCGAGGCCAUGGGCGGUGGCAGCGGCAGCCUGGCGGCCCGUCGCCCCGUGCAGGUCGCUGCCACCAUCCUCAGUUCCACCACCAGCGCGUUCCUUGGCGUCCUGACAGAAGACCUGAUGCUCCAGGACCUGGCACGAGGCUUGAAGAAGUCCAGCUCCUUUAGCAAGUUCUUGGGGGCUUCGCCCAUGGCGCCUCGGAAAAAGGCGAAGACUCGUGGUGCUCUGCCCACCUUUUCGGAGAUUUCUCGUCGACACACACCGGGGCCUUUCUCUGGUCUGGUGCCAGCUCUGCCUCCCACGACCUGAGGGUCCCUGGGGCUGCAUCCUGCUUGAUAACAACCGGGCCUGUCCCCCACCUGUGGAAGCCUGUCCGAGACCACCGCUCGUUACCUGAGGCUCUGAUCUGCUUGCAAUUUUGUCCACUGCCGCCUGUUUUUGUUUUUGUUUUCCACCCAAGGUGGACCUGUGCCUCCCGCUUGGGUCUGAAGCUUGACCGGUCUCUAGAUCUCAGUGUGAGCCUCCUGUGAAAAAAAAAAAAAAAUCCAGAUGUCAGGCUAGAACUUUUGAAAUUUGAGAUGUAGGAUCAAAGGUUAAGGGGCAACAGCUGGUCUGGCCCCCGAACCGGUGAACCCGAUGCCCCUACAUCUGUAUGCUGCCAAACCAGAGUGAGAGCCAUGGUCUCUCUAAGUGUUGUGUGAUAGUGGCUUGUUUUCAGCUGGAAGAGAGAAGUGGUUUUGUAACUUGAUGCUUUUAUUCUGUUUUUAAAUUGAAAUGAGGUUAAAAAAAAAAAGACUUUCAUAAUGACCUUUUGAAAAUAUAUUUUUCCAUCUUUAGACAGAGCACUCAGAAGUUUUCAAUCUUUUGCUAAGUAUUUUGGAAUUCUAUUUAAAAAAAUCAUAAUCUAGAGGAAAGUAAUCCCAACUAACAACAUCCUUAAAGGCUUAUGCAUCUACCUCCUUUUAGGCAAUGAAGAUUCUAGAGUCUUGAGCAUAGAAUGCUAUUGUGACCAUUGUGAAUUAAUUAAUUUCUGUUGUAUCGUGAAUGCUAAACAAGUACAUUUUGGGAGUAAACGUCACUUAUCAGUGAGAGAAAGCAUUUGGACAAAUUCUUUGUCUUUGUUGUUAAGUAUGAACAUGUUUUUGUCACUAGCUGAUGGCAAGAUUUUGACUUUUAAUGAUUAUUUAAUUUUUAAAGGUGUGCUCUAAUUGUGCAUUGCACCUUUUCGUCAUGUUUCUGAGCCUGUGGUUUUCCAGGUGAGCCUUUCCAUAUAGGAGGUGAAUUAUUUAAAGAAAAAUGUCAGAGUGCUGCAUCAGAAAAAUAUGAAUGGUUAAGUAGUAACGGACACAACUAAGGAACAAUAUUUUAUAUGGAAAUCCUAUACAAACAGAAGGUAUGUGUUGUUCAUCAUAAAAAGUUAUAUGAAAGCAAAUACCUUAUUCCAGAAUAGCAAAUGCAGAUCUCUGCUCAGUGAUUUUUGAAGUUCUGACUUAACUUUUUGGGGACUUUUUUUCUAGUUGUAAUAGAGAAGGUUUGUAGAUAUCCUAAGAUUUCCCCCAGAUUCAACACAGUGAAGUUAUAAUGACUCUUCUCUGUUUUAAAGAUGUGAAAUCUAUUUGUUAAAUCAACCUUCUUAUAUUGUGUUAGUGCUCUGCUUUUGUAAACUGUGUUUGCAUGUCAUUGGUUAUAAUAAAUGGUUUUGUGGCACAGGGCAGUGGGACUGUGAGGACUCUGAAAUUCAUGGAAUGUUUUGAUUAAGCGAUGAAAUAAACACCUUUUUUUUUUUUU
Messenger RNA from Erinaceus europaeus (western European hedgehog), 3696 nucleotides. It is a transcript of the gene SOWAHA, whose product is annotated as sosondowah ankyrin repeat domain family member A. The transcript has a single exon. Gene Ontology annotation, molecular function: protein binding. The record is from RefSeq and is a predicted model, not a curated record. NCBI's taxonomy places the organism in Eukaryota, Metazoa, Chordata, Mammalia, Eulipotyphla, Erinaceidae. The coding region runs from base 532 to 2217 and encodes 561 amino acids.